Aaosphaeria arxii CBS 175.79 is the source of this 2950-nucleotide messenger RNA. RefSeq lists its product as uncharacterized. The transcript has 4 exons. Lineage: Eukaryota; Fungi; Ascomycota; Dothideomycetes; Pleosporales. The record is from RefSeq and is a predicted model, not a curated record. Gene Ontology annotation, cellular component: microtubule cytoskeleton; cell division site; septin complex. Gene Ontology annotation, biological process: cytoskeleton-dependent cytokinesis. The coding region runs from base 234 to 2699 and encodes 821 amino acids. Gene Ontology annotation, molecular function: GTP binding; GTPase activity; molecular adaptor activity.
UAUAAGCACUUCGGGAGAGAGUGUGUCCAGGAGGUCCCCGGACGAACUAGAGCGGGGCACGUGGGGUAACCUCCCCUGGUUGGUCGGAGCAUCACAUCACCACCUCGAUCAUCAAUCGCGCUCUCGCACACGUUCAAUCUGACUACACAGUAGAUCAGCUUUCAGUCUUAGCACUCUCGUUCUUCUGACUUCCCCAUCGUCAGAUGCGUGCAUUCUGAAGCGACGUCAAAACCAUGCGGCCGACUCCGAGCGGCGAGUCUCUACCUUCUGUGAAACCGCGUUCCCGCAAGUCAAGUGUUGCAGAUCAUCUCGCCGCGCACAGCAACCCGUCCAGCCAUGUCCCCACCACCUUCUUUCUACGGAGCGAGGAUGAUUUGGAAAGAUCUAUGCAGGAUACCGGGAGCGUCGAGCUUGUAGAAGAGAGAGGUUCCAGCAGUACUUUUGGUGUGCAGAGCCUGGCCGAUACUCUCGAGGCUGCCUUUGGGCAGGCGGACAGCGCGCUUGAGACCAGGCUUGACUCCGAGAGUACAGGUAUUGGUGGUGACAAAGGCGGGAAACUGCAUAUUUCAUCGGAAUUGCCAGAGGCUUUGAGCAGGGAAGAUGGGAGCACAAGGCCUUCGCCGGGACGCAAACAUAAGAAGCAAACACACCGCACGUUAUCGUACCCGUUGACGCCCCUCAACGCUGAAGCCCAGUCUCCUCUGCCUCCUUCCGCAAUGCCUAGCACCCCGAAAUCAGUUUCACUCCAGUCGUUGAAGCUCUCCGACGACGAGUCCAGCAUGGACGAUUCAGCGAGCCAGGCUAUUGCGUCGAGCGUUGAGACAGAUGACGAAAGCGACAACGACGAUGCGGCCAAGACAGAACAAGGUGCAUCGGGUUCCUUCCCACAGCUUGUCAUGCCAAGUAUACAGAUGCCAACUCGUAGACCGUUCACCACCAAAGGAAAAUCCAUGGGCAGGUUGAAGAUACUUGUGGCUGGUGCACAGGGUGUGGGAAAGACGUCACUCAUUCGUUCAAUCGUACAGCAGUGUGAGGACAUUGUCCAUGUCGACCCUUUCGAUCCUAAUGAUCCGAUCCCCAACCCGACUGUCUCCAGGGCAAGUUCUCGCAAGUCGAAGGACGAGCCGGUCGGGACUACCCGCAUAACGGAGAUCCACGCGAGCACCAAGUCUUAUCCACACUGGUGGUCCGAGUUGGAUGACGGGAAAACGCUACGAAGGCGUAAGAGCACCACCGAUGCAAUCUUAGAAAGAAAUAUUUGCUUCAUCGAUACUCCUGGGUUCAACAAAGGCCCCUCGAACGCUGGUACUGGCCGCUUCAUCACUGAUUAUAUCGAGUCUUUGCUCCACCAGGACAUCAGCGUGUCUUCGAUGAAUGAUACCGAUUUACUGGCUAUCAUGAGUGGAGGUGGAGGGGUCCAGGUAGAUCUGAUCAUCUACUUGUUGAUGCCAAGUCAUGAUAUAUCCAAGGAUCUAGAGUUCAUGCAGCGACUAUCUGAACUGACGAAUCUGAUUCCCGUGAUUGCGAAAUCAGAUACUCUUUCGGCAUCAGAAAUGGUGGCUGUCAAAACAUCCGUGUUGGCACAAUUGCAGACAACAUCCAUCAAACCAUUCCUGUUUGGCAGAGCCAUAGAAAAUGCUUUACUUGACGUACAAGGUUUGUUUGCUUCAGCACCAUCACGAUCAUCCGACCCAGUAGGUUCGGCAGCAUCGCCUCGCAUGGGGCAAUAUCCAUUCAGCAAUCCGACGUUUCCUUACGCGAUCUCAUCGCUCCCUGGCCCCGACGCGGAUAACAUGGAUGCAUCAGCCCUAAUGUCCCCUGAUUAUGUGCAACCGCUUCUUCACUCCGAGUUAGGUGCCUUGGUAGAUCAGGUAUUCCAGAACGAUUCGAUUGCCUGGUUGCGACAUUCAGCCGCGAAGAAACUUCUGAUCUGGAAACGGCAGAAGAAGCUUUCUGGUCUCUCGAUCCUUCCUCAGGGCCCCGGAUUUCAAAGCAACAACGUUGCUGGUUCACCUGUUGGCCUGCAUGGAGCCAGCUCUAACUCACUAGGGUCACCCUCUCUCUUUUCGGUCACUUCGCCAUCCGGCGUGCUUGUACCGAGGGCAACAUCGCCGUUCUCCCUCUCCGACCUCCGCUCCAACCUGCAAUCACCCUUUCCUGCAUCUUCGCCCUCCCUGUCACACACCAUCCCUGAGGGAGAGGGACCUACCGGCUUUUCGUUAACUCGGUACAACCAUGUCACCACUGGUGACGAACGUUUUGCUGAUAUCAGAAUGGCGAAAUGGGCUACAGACCUUCAACAAAGCCUCCGGAAUGAGCGGGAGAGGUACGAGGAAACAGCACGAAACGAACGCGCCAGGUGGCUCUUGGAACGGGUUGGAGAAGAAGUGAAGAAUGGGAACAUUGUCACCAGUCCAGGUGGCAGCCCAAGAGCAGAAUGGGCCGUGGUACAGCACGGCAAAGCGAAGGACAGCUCAGGAAUGAGCAGAUACGGCAAAGCUGGCCACCUAGAUUCGCGGGACCCACUAGGGCUCUGCGAUUUCAGCGACGAAGUCCGGAAGCGAGGCUUUAUCCUGGUCAAGGUAUUGGGAGGUGUCAGUGUGCUCGGAGCGAUCAUGGUGGCCACGAUCAAAGCAUGUGGAUUGGAAGCUAACCUGCCCGAAGGAGGUCUCUGGGUGUGGUUGAGAGGUGGAGAGUGAUGCAUGGGAUUCUAAUAUCGGUGUAACGACGGUCAUGGUGUUAUUAAUACCCCCAAAGGUUUGCUUUUUCUUGUGGGUUUCUCGGAGUUGUUGGUGGAGGAGUAUAUUUACUUUGGAUGGUUUUCCUCUCUCCCGCUCAUUUCAUCUUGGACUACAUACUCUACUUAUGGAAUCUCAGCUUCGCUAUAUAGCAGGAUAUCGAAAAGAUUAGAUAGGACCAUACAACAAUAUGAUUAAAAAAACCCAAAUCA